Microbotryum saponariae is the source of this 979-nucleotide messenger RNA. Lineage: Eukaryota; Fungi; Basidiomycota; Microbotryomycetes; Microbotryales; Microbotryaceae. The record is from the annotation of a GenBank genome assembly.
AUGCUCGACCGGCCAGUUCAACCCCACUGCGAUUCGCGACGUGCCACGGGCAUCCCGCUACGACUCUUGCUCGACAAACGCGACCACUUUCUUCCCGAUAAUAUGUCGCGCUUCUUCGAGCAAACCGCAAUCGAACCCACAGCCCGCUUCUACAAGGAAGCCGAGGUCAUUUGGCAAGCCGUCUCCGAGGAGACGUGGGUUGAGCUCGAUAACUACAUCGAGGAAAUACGACAGCGCUGUAUCCAAAUCGAAAUCCGACUGCGACAACGGGCGAGCUGGAACAUGUUUACUUCGGAGGCACGCGCGGCGUGGCGAGACUCGUGGCAGUUCUACUACGGGAAGGACAGUCUCUGGACUGAGUACCGUGCGAUCGUACGUCACUCUGGCUAUUGUAAGUUCGUCCCGGGUGUGUGUUCUUCAGACUGCAUUUGAUGCAGCGUUACCUGGUGCUUCAAGCUCACAUGAAUCGCCUCUUGGAAAACGACUCCACUAGCCAUACACUUCCUCCGCGAGAAAUACAUAUCGCAGUUCAACGCGAAGCACCCAGAGCUCGACCCCCCUCUUCGACAAUCUGACAAGCUCACCCAUCGUCUCAGUGGGCUGCCUUCGUUCAAGCGCGACUACGUAGCCUAUCUCCGUCGUGAAGGAUUUGAGCCUGCCAGAUGUUCCGGACUAUUCGAAGACGCCCUGGCCCAUGUCAAGAGUGAGUCUCUGCAGGGGCUUGACGUUUCCCUCCUGCUUCCCGACUUACCGUGCUGUCAUAUCGUCGGCUGGUGGAUCGGCAGGACGCGGUGGCAUUCACUUCGAUGAUCGCGCUACCCCCGAUUUUGAUGUUACAGUCGAUGGGAGAGCGCACGCCUUGCCGAAAGACGGCGAUAUACUAGGCUUACCGUCAUUGUUACCUCCACCUCGCCACUCGCCACUCACCGCCGGCGAUGGUCGAAGGACGCCUCUUACAACCUUGGACACUUGCACUUGA